Prunus armeniaca (apricot) is the source of this 561-nucleotide messenger RNA. Lineage: Eukaryota; Viridiplantae; Streptophyta; Magnoliopsida; Rosales; Rosaceae. The record is from the annotation of a GenBank genome assembly.
AUGGAUUUGGGGAAGGUGAAGGCGACCCGGAAGACCCCCAAUAAUGUGACGGAAUUUAGGUCCUUUCUGGGACUAGCUAACUACUAUCGUCGCUUUUUGAAGGACUACUCACGAAGGGCUACACUUCUGACUGAUCUUUUGAAGAAGGGACGAGAUUGGAACUGGUCUAAAAAAUGCCAAGUGGCCUUUGACGAUUUGAAAGAGGCGAUGAUAAGUGACCCAGAACAAACUUGCUCUUCCAGAUGUCACCCAGUUGCAUAUGAGAGUCGUAAACUGAGCGACCCAGAGACAAGAUACACAGCACAAGAAAAGGAUCUAUUGGAAGUAAUCCAUUGCCUUAGGUUAGGGUCUGGAAACACUACUUAUUGGGGUCCAACCCCCGCACGGUGGCAGGAAUUCUUGGCGGAGUUCGACUUUAACUUUGAAUAUAAGACGGGUCAAACCAAUCAAAUAGCAGAUGCUCUUAGCCGGAAAGCAGAACUAGCAGCUUUAAAAUACCUUUCCCACACCUCCGCCAGCCAAGUGGCAACCUCAGUGCGGGAACAUCUUAAGGAGAAUUAG